Messenger RNA from Mollisia scopiformis, 1049 nucleotides. RefSeq lists its product as uncharacterized. Gene Ontology annotation, cellular component: nucleus. The record is from RefSeq and is a predicted model, not a curated record. Gene Ontology annotation, molecular function: transcription corepressor activity; transcription factor binding. Bases 159 to 929 code for a protein of 256 amino acids. Gene Ontology annotation, biological process: negative regulation of DNA-templated transcription. Lineage: Eukaryota; Fungi; Ascomycota; Leotiomycetes; Helotiales; Mollisiaceae. The transcript is spliced from 2 exons.
UUCGUUUGGAGCACAGAUUGGGUGCAACUGACUCGCAAGGCCGAUAAACUUCGAAAUCUGCAACUAUGCGCGCCGAGUCCUUCACUUACUCACAACUUUCUAAACUCCCACAAUGUGUUUUUAACGUCAAGACAAUUGAUAGAUAAUUACCAGUCACCAUGGCUGUACCGCCAGCUAAGAUUGAUCGUCAAACAACGACUCCAUUCUAUUUGAAGCUGUUCUACAGAAACAAUGCAGUCCACAGACCUGAAGAAUUUAUCACCUCGGCCGAACUCCCAGCUCACCUGCAAAUAUACACCUGGCCAUCAUGCACUCUCCGCGAACUCUCACACCUCUUGACCUCCGCAUUGCCUACUCUGUUACCCGACCCAGCGAUUGGCACGCGUCUUUCAUUUCGGCUCAUAUAUCCUGACACGCGAAGCUCUGGUCCAGGUAUUGGUGUCGGACCUGGGAGAUAUCUCAUAAAGGAAUUAGGGAGUGUGAUUAUUGGAGAUGGAGGUCCUGGUAUUCUUCCUGAUGAGGAGGAAGCUGCUAUUGUCAGAGGAGGUCAUAUGGAAGGACCACUAGGAGGCGAUCCAGAAAAGACUCUUCAAGAUGCAAGAUUCAUGAUUGGGGAUUACGUCUCUGUUACUAUCACACCAGCAAUGGACAAUGGUAAUGUUGCACCACCACCCUCGGGACCAUCGCGGGGCGGUUUUGGAGGCGGGAGGGGCAUGAAUGACUUUGGAGGAAGGGGAGGCCCAGCUAUGAGAGAAAAUGGUUUUGGAGGUGGGUACAGAGGGAGAGGCGGACGAGGGGGAAAUAACUUUGGGCAAGGGUUUGUUCCUUCUGGUGAGUGGAGGAGGGGGGAAAGAGUGCCAGAUGGUCCUGGUGGUGGUAGAGGACGAGGCUUUGGCGGAGGAUUUGGAGGUGGGAGGGGCAGAUAUUGAGAGACGACUAUAAUGAUACCAUGGGCGGCUGGCUUGUAACUGUACCGAGCUUGCUUGCUCAAUGAUCGAAGCUUUUGCCUGGCGUUACUGUACUACAGCAGAAAAGUAUUGCAUCUUCCU